Gopherus evgoodei (Goodes thornscrub tortoise) is the source of this 1158-nucleotide messenger RNA. Its product is annotated as dynamin-1-like protein. The transcript is spliced from 2 exons. Gene Ontology annotation, molecular function: GTPase activity; GTP binding; microtubule binding. The record is from RefSeq and is a predicted model, not a curated record. The coding region runs from base 330 to 722 and encodes 130 amino acids. NCBI's taxonomy places the organism in Eukaryota, Metazoa, Chordata, Testudines, Testudinidae. Gene Ontology annotation, biological process: mitochondrial fission. Gene Ontology annotation, cellular component: membrane; cytoplasm; microtubule.
GGAUUGGUUCCCCUUUGAGCAGGGGGUUGGACUAGAUGACCUGCUGAGGUCCCUUCCAACCCUGGCAAGUCUAUGAUCCUAAGAGGAUGUGUGGUUUGAUGUCCUUUAAGAUGUCAGCAGCAAGCAUGUACUGCUCUUGAUUAAAAUCCAUUACAAUUCUGGCAACUUGUGUUAAGGGCUAAGCUUACAAUACUCUCAAUAUUACUUUAAACAGUUUCACAAUAAAAAUCACAUUUAUUGAGUUUAAAUUAAAUCUUGUUUUGUUUUCAAAGCUCAUAGGGUUAUUUGUUUUGAAUCCACCAUGCUGGGCCCCAUCCCAUCUCUCUCCCAUGCAGGUUCAUAAUCUGGUUUCAAUCGAGCUUGCCUAUAUUAACACCAAGCACCCGGACUUCAUGGACACAGCGCUGGUGUCUGCCUCUGUCAGCACCAGCAAGAAUGACCCCCCUGCGGAGGGGAGCCGGCGUUGGAAGAGUGACAAAGUGGAGGAUGCUGGCAUGGAGGAGAAGCCCAAGGGGAAUGCCCAGGCCCCCAUGUAUUCCAGCCCCAGUCGCUCCCAUGCUGUCAAUCUGCUGGACACAGUGAAUUACACCCUUCCCACACAGGCAGGUGAGAGUGGGGUAGUGACAGCAGGAGAGCUGUGUCUGGGCCAACCUCAGUGCUCUGGCUCCCAUUGCGCCUUUUCAGAGCUGCUUUGCUUCCAAGGUCAGCAGGGACCAUUUUGAUUAUCUAGUCUGACACACACACCCUGCAACACCCAUAGGCCAGAGAACUGCCCCAAAGUUAUUCCUAGGGAAAAGCUGGCCAGUGCUGGACAAUGCACCACAUUCCAUUCUUUCACUCUUAAUGAUUUCUGCCUUCUUUCCAGUCUCAAUGUCUCUAGCUUCAGCUUCGACCCACCUCGUUGGAGAAUGUUCUGACCUUUGUGUGUGAUCCUAGCAUUGUGCUACUGGAACUGGAGAUUGCCUGGCUUUAUAACCUUACUACUGUUAUCCCUGGGAGAAGGCCCUGCGUGUUGGGACCCCCCCCUUUCCUUUGAAGGCCCAUGCCCUCUCUCUUUUCCCACAGCCCAUGCCGGCCACAUGGAAGCUGAGCCAUCAGGAGCAGUGGGAUUGUGAGGUGAUCCGCAGACUCAUCAUAUCCUAUUUCCUCAUUGUGCGC